Messenger RNA from Lactuca sativa (garden lettuce), 972 nucleotides. Lineage: Eukaryota; Viridiplantae; Streptophyta; Magnoliopsida; Asterales; Asteraceae. The record is from RefSeq and is a predicted model, not a curated record.
AUGUCUGUCCCAAAGAUGUUUGAACAUCUCAGAAUACCACUAGAAGCUAUAAGAUCAGCUACCAACGACUUUGCUAAAGACAAUUGCAUCGGAGAAGGAGGCCUUGGAAAAGUUUAUAAGGGAGAACUUCUCCUUUUCAAGGGGCGUACCAAAGUUGCUUUAAAACGUUUAGAUCGUAUAGCUUUACAACGAAACCGCGAGUUUUGGAUGGAGAUCAUGAUGCUUUCACAAUACAGACAUGAAAAUAUUGUCUCCUUCUUGGGGUUUUGUGACGAGAAAGACGAGAAGAUCUUAGUAUAUGAGUAUGCUUCUAACAACAGUCUCGACUUGCAUCUCGAUAGCAAAGAUCUAACCUGGGUUCAACGCCUUUCAAUAUGCAUCGGGGCGGCUCGCGGAUUGGAGUACCUUCAUGACCCUGCUGGGUCUCAACAAAGAAAAUUACACAGGGAUGUGAAAAGUGCCAACAUCCUUUUAGAUGAAAAUUGGAAUGCAAGUAUUGCAGAUCUGGGUCUAUCAACAUUUCAUCAGGCUAAUACAAACGAAAGCGUUCUUUCUACUAAUCCUGUAGGCACGAUGGGAUAUUGUGAUCCAAGUUAUAUGGAGACAGGGAUGCUAACAAAGGAGUCAGACGUUUACUCCUUGGGUGUGGUAUUGUUUGAAGUUUUGUGUGGGAGGUUGUGUAUCCAGAAUAAUAAUAGACGUGGAGAAUCAUUUAUCCACCUGGAUGAAAUAAACCCAGAUUCUUUGAGGGCUUUUGCAACAAUUGCUUAUCAAUGUUUGAAUAGCGACUAUGAAAAGCGUCCAUCAAUGAACGAUGUCGUGAAAAAUCUUGAAGAUGCACGGACAUAUCAAUUGAAAAAAACCCAAUACAGAUAUAAGAAAUCUGAAGUUCACAAAAUAGAGAAAUCGAAUUAUGCAAAAAAUUCUAUUUCAGUUAUUCAUACAAAAUUGCACUUCAGUCCGAUAAUCUAA